Molecule: messenger RNA, 2974 nt
Organism: Gymnogyps californianus (California condor)
Lineage: Eukaryota; Metazoa; Chordata; Aves; Accipitriformes; Cathartidae
Product: solute carrier family 2, facilitated glucose transporter member 11-like
Exons: 12
Coding region: 356-1873 (505 amino acids)
Biological process (GO): monosaccharide transmembrane transport
Cellular component (GO): membrane
Molecular function (GO): hexose transmembrane transporter activity
Source: RefSeq, a predicted model, not a curated record
GAGGAAUGGCACCGCAGCGCAAGGUAAUCGCCCUGUCGUUUUCUGCGGUGGCCGAAAGCUAGAGUUAGCGGGUGACUGACGGGUGUGCGUUCCGCGCUGACUUAAGCGAAGAAAGUGCGUGUGCUGUGGUGUUAAACAUGGGAAAGCGCUCCGCAGCUGCUGUAAGGCUUUGUGAAAGUUGGACGUUCCUGUCAUAAAAAGUCGUGAGCCAUUGAGAAGAAUCCCGGUGGUUAGAGAUGGGAGGCAAAAAUCUGUGUUUUAAUGCAAUAGUAACUUGAUUUCUUUGGCACCUUUUAUUCCUGUAGUGUAGUUUACUAAAUUUUGCAAAGGAAAUCAAAUUCAGCCCAUACUAAGAAUGGAGUACCAGCUCCUGCUGAGAGGGUCUAGCACGCGCAGCAAGUUCCCCAGCUGGACCUUGUUUCUGGCUGUUUGUGCUGUUGGAAUUGGAGGCACCUUUCAGUAUGGGUAUAAUGUUUCCAUCAUCAAUGCACCUACCCAGCAUAUACACAGGUUCUUAAACGAAACCUGGACUAGUCGUUAUCACAAGGAACUAAAUCCAGAUUUGCUGACUUUUCUUUGGUCUGUCAUUGCUUCUAUAUUUUCACUUGGAGGCAUGUGUGGAGCCCUUAUUGGAGGCAGCAUGGCGAUUCGGCUAGGCAGGAAAGGAGCUCUUUUGAUGAAUAAUAUUAUAGCAAUACUGGCCUCCAUUUUAAUGGGGGUCAGUUUUCCUACAGGAUUGUUUGAGUUACUGAUUGCUGGAAGGUUUUUGAUUGGCAUAAAUUCAGGUAUUGGGAUCUGUGUGCAGCCUCUGUAUAUUGGGGAGGUUGCCCCAAAACAUCUUAGAGGUGGCAUGGCCAUGGGGAGUUCCAUCUUUCUGACUGGGGGAAUUCUGACAGGACAAAUAAUUGGUUUGAGGGAAUUAUUAGGUGGAGAAACAUAUUGGCCUCUGUUGCUAUCCAGCAGCUGUUUCCCAGCAUUUGCCCAACUUUUGUUCCUGCCAUGGUUUCCUGAAAGUCCCAGGUAUCUUCUUAUUGACAGAGGUGAUGAGCUGAGCUGUGCCAAAGCUUUGAAGCGAUUUCAUGGUUCUUCAGAAUAUCGAAGAGAGAUGGAAGACAUACAGCGGGAAUGUUUUGCCUUAGAUGGGGAGAGACCCAAGAAGCCCUGGCAAUUAUUCACUGAUCGUGGUGUGAGAUGGCAGCUCAUUACUGUGAUUGUGAUGACUAUGGGCCAACAGCUCAGUGGGAUAAAUGCCAUUUAUUUCUAUGCAACUUACGUUUUUGAACAAGCUGGGAUCUCAGCAGAAAAAAUCCCGUAUGUGACACUCGGCACUGGAGCUUGUGAAUGCCUCACAGCCCUCACCUGUGGUUUACUGAUAGACUACGUGGGAAGAAGGUCUCUCAUCAUUGGGGGUUAUCUCCUUAUGACUCUUUGGAGCAUUGUUUUAACGUUCUCUCUGACUUACCAGGAACUAUACUCAUGGGUGCCUUAUGUGAGCAUGACAUCUGUAUUUGCCUUCAUCUUGAGCUUUGGGUUGGGACCAGGUGGCAUAACAAAUACCCUGAUAGCUGAAUUAUUUAUACAGUCUUCACGUCCUGCUGCUUACAUGAUAGGAGGGACAAUUAGUUGGAUUAGUUUCUUCACAAUUGGAAUGCUCUUUCCCUUUAUAGUGAAUGGACUGAAGCAGUAUUGUUUUCUGGUGUUCUUACUGGAGUGCUCCUUAGUUGCCGCUUUCAUCUUCCUCGUAAUUCCUGAGACAAAAAACAAAUCUUUUCUGGAAAUCAAAAAGGAAUUUCACAAGCUUAAUUUUGGAAGAAAUACCAAAAAAAAGGCAACAGAGCUUUAUGAAAGAAGACAACUCCAUGAUGAAUUUUAAGAAAAUUCUGUGUAAUUUCACAGCUGUAACAGAACUUUAAUGAGAAUUAUGAACAGCGUCUUCUAAAUUAGCAGUGUAAUGCCAUGAACAAGUAGCUUAUUAAAUCCUUCUGUAUAUUUAAAGGAAGUUUAAUUAAAGGCAAGUUAAUCUUUCUGAAAUGCUGUUAAACAUAUAUUGCUGAAAUGCUAUUAACAACAUAUAUUAUACAUAGAAGACUUGAUGUUUAGAUACAACAUGAUGUUGUAGGGACACAGAAAUGCCAGGAGAGGGUGUUCAUUGAAUUCCUCCCCCCGGCAGAUUUCUUCAGAUAAUUCAGGAACUCUUCUUGUAUUUCUAAGCCCCUUCUUCAGAUUCGGGUAAUCAAGCACACGUUAAUGCUUUACUGAAUGAAAUAUGCUGAGGCGUUAAAACCCAAACAAGAACUGACCUACCGAGAAACCAAUAUUUGAAAUAUUCUAGUUUAUUUAUAAAUGGGGGGUAUUUAGUUGUUGUUUUUCACUUAAAUAACUUCUUUGAAAGAUUUAAGGACAUUCCUCAUCUAGUCCUAUUACUGUAACUGCACAAAGACAGCACAGCACCCAUCUGAAUUACUGUCACUUGUAAUAAAGUUUAUUAGAAAGACUUGUUUUGUAAAAGUUGUCCUGGUUUCGGCUAGGACAGAGUUAACUCUCUUACUAGCUGGUACAGUGCUGUGUUUUGGAUUUAGUGUGAGAAUGAUGUUGAUAACACUCUGAGGUUUUAGCUGUUGCUAAGUAGCACUUAUCUUAAGCCAAGGACUUUUCAGUUUCCCAUGCUCUGCCAGCAAGCAGGUGUGCAAGGAGCUGGGAGGGAGCAUAGCCAGGGCAGCUGACCUGAACUAGCCAAAGGGCUAUUCCAUACCAUGGAACGUCAUGCCCAGUAUAUAAACUGGGGAGUUGGCCGGGAGGCGCGGAUCAUGGCUCUGGCAUCAGUCAGCGGGUGGUGAGCAAUUGCAUUGUGCAUCACUGGUUUUUUUCCUUCCCCCCCCCUUCCUUUUUUGUUGUAUUCCUUUUCAUUACUAUUAUUGUUAUAUUUCAUUAUUACUAUUGUUAGUAUUAUAUUUUACGUAUUAAACUGUUCUUA